Molecule: messenger RNA, 2165 nt
Organism: Mobula hypostoma (lesser devil ray)
Lineage: Eukaryota; Metazoa; Chordata; Chondrichthyes; Myliobatiformes; Myliobatidae
Product: perforin-1-like
Exons: 2
Coding region: 147-1511 (454 amino acids)
Biological process (GO): defense response to virus; T cell mediated cytotoxicity; immunological synapse formation
Cellular component (GO): membrane
Molecular function (GO): wide pore channel activity
Source: RefSeq, a predicted model, not a curated record
GACAGACCUCAGCCACAAAGGGACAGCGGGAGGCACAGAGACAAGUCCCAGCUCGAGCAGACCUGUCGAGCAGCUCAAAGUUCCUGGAAGAACAGAGACAGAUUGACCGCCCUCCAUUGAUUGAGGGAAGACCUGUCAACAUUGCAAUGGAUGCUGGGAUGGGAUGGAGAGUGGGAGUGUUGCUCUGGGCUCUCCUGUUCCUGGGGGGUGUGGGGGCUAUCUGCCAGACGGGCAGUGCCAGCGAAUGCCACCGUGCGUCCCCGGUACCAGGGACCAGUCUGGCCGGGGAGGGUUUUGAUGUGGUGACGCUGGCCCCCAAGGGGGCGUACGUGGUGGACGUGGAGAGCUGGAGUCGACCAGAUGGGGCCUGCAUCCUCUGCAGGAACUCACUGAUGAGGGGUAGACGGCAGCGCCUCCCCCUGGCCGUGAAGGAUUGGCGAGCCCAACGUAAAUGCCGCCGGGCCGUGUCCAGCCAGCUCUUCCACUCAGCCUCUGAGUUCAGCAAUUCGUUCAGCUCCAAGGUGGAUAAAAGCUGGAGUGUUGGUCUGAAGAUAUCCGCCUUCUUCAUGUCAGCUAGUUUCACAGUGGCUGGUUCCAAGUCCACUGCCAUGUCUUUUGCCAGUAAGAAAGCCCAAUCAGCCCACUACAGCUUUUCCAGUCAGAAGUUCCAUUGCCGCCUUUACCGUUACCGUCUGAGGAACCCCCCGCCUCUGGCAUCUGAGUUCUCCGAGCAGCUCAAGCAAAUCACCAGCAGCUCCUAUCAGGGAGCCAAGCCCCAGUAUCGCCAGCUAGUGGAGACUUUCGGGACGCAUUACAUCCGGUUAGUGGAGCUGGGUGGCUCCUAUGAGGACGUGACGGCCAUCCGCACCUGUAAGGCCUUUUCUCAGGGCUUCACUGCUAGAGAGGUGGGGAACUGCCUCAGUGUGGAGGCCAGUGUUAGCGUACUCGGAUUUGCCGGUGCAUCAACUCAAACAGGUAACUGUAAGAAGGAGGCCUCGGCCCGUAGCCACGCCCAAAGCUUCCACCAGGCCUUCAGCGAGAGGCUGACAGAAGUCUCCGGAGGCCAUGCCACUGGGCACACAGACCUCCUCUUCUCCUCCGAUCCUCGUGCCUUCACCAGCUGGCUGAACAGUCUGACGGCCUCACCAGGCAUCAUACACUACCGGCUGGCCCCCCUCCAUCUCCUGCUGCCCAGAACCGACAUUCGCCGGGAACAUCUGAGGCGCUACCUCAGUGAGUACAUUAUGGCCAACGCCGUGAAGCGGGACUGCUCCAAAGCUCGUUGCCCUGCUGGCAAGCGCAAGAACCGCUCUGACUCCUGCUCCUGCCUCUGUCAGGAGAACAAUUGGGUGGACCGCGUCUGCUGCCCCAGGCAGGAGGGCAUGGGACCUCCGACGGAAACCAUUAUGAAGGGCCAUGAGUUUCAAUGGACCAAUCAGUCCUUCCCCUCACACGGCACUACCACCUCCUCUCCUUCGGGGAACACCCUCCUCAAAGUUAUCUACCCCUGAGCUUUGUCCUCUCACCAACCUCACUCCCAGGCCCAACUUGGCCUUUCUAUUCUCCCUGGUCCUGGUGCCAUAGUUUCCCUCUCCCUCUAAUCAUCAGUCCCAUUGUCCAAACAUUUUAAGACCAAAAGACCAUAAGAUAUAGGGGCAAAUUUAGGCCUUUCAGCCUAUCAAGUCUUCUCCGUCAUUUGAUCAUGGCUGAUCCAAUUUUCCUCUCAGCCCCAAUCUCCUGCUCUCAUGCCCUGACCAAUCAAGAUUCUGAUCCCCUUGACCCUGUGAGCAUGAUCCUCUGACUCAUUAGACCCACUGCCCUGAACUUUACCCUUUCACCCACUCUGGCCAGAGGAACCUCUUUCUUCCAGACAGCUCCCUCAUGUUCGUUCUCCGAGUCUUUACCCUCCCACCCACUCUAGCCCAGGGAAGCCCUUUCCCUGAGACCACCCCCUCACGCCUGUUCUCCUGAUCUUUGCUACCAUUGCCAGCCCAUGCACCCCCCCCCUGCCAUGUCCUGGGCUCAUCUUCUGAGAGAGACCCCUCACUGCCCUCAGACCCUUCCCAAUGCCUUGGAUCACAUGGACACUAGGAAUUCCCAGUGGGAGUCAGAGAGAGAACUGCCCAUCAAUCCAGGCUCGCUUAAUUGCACCAAGCAUUUUGUUA